UCUCCCUCUCUUUCCCUCCCUCCCUCUCUCUUACUCUCCUCCCCUUUCUGUUCCUCUCUUUCUACCUUCUUGCACUCUUGCUCAGAAAAAUAAUCCAUGGAGGCUCUCAGACUAGAAGCUCGAGCAUUAGGGUCCCUCUCAGGGGGUUCCACCCCGCUCAAGGCCCUUCUCCCUGGGGCAGAGGGCCUCGUCCUUCCCCCUGGAGAUCCAGCACUGUGCCGGGAGCAUGGAUUGACGCUUACCUUGUUCUGUGUGGAUGACCUUGAGCCAGUGUGCAGUCAGUGUGGACUGACUGAGACCCACGAGGGGCACAGAGUCUACCCCAUAACGGAGGCUGUACCUGACUGUAAGGAGGUCUGCUGGACGGAGAAAGAGGGUCUGUGGCUUAAUAUUGUCGUGAAAGAAGAGGAGGAAGAGGAGGACGUCACAGUGAAAGGAGAUACAGGAGCGCUCAGAGAGGAAGAGGAGGACGUCACAGUGAAAGGAGAUACAGGAGCGCUCAGAGAGGAAGAGGAGGAUGAGGCGGAUGUCGUUUUUGGAGUGAAGGAGCAGGGGGAGGUUACUGUCACAUUGGAAAAUGAGGAGGGAAAAACUGGAGAUCUGAUGAACACCGGAGAGAGGCCAGCCUUCCCCUCUGACAGCGGGAAGAGUCCCUCAGGGGAACCAGACCCAGAGACACCCAAACCAGUGAGACCACACCACUGCUCCCACUGUGGAAAGAGUUUUACCUGGUUAUCAAAGCUGAAAGAGCACGAGAGAACACACACUGGAGAAAAGCCUUACCAAUGUGCCAUUUGUGGAAAGACUUUUACCCAGUUAGGGGGCUUUCAAUAUCAUGAGCGGACACACAGAGAAAAAAAUACCUCCCACUGCUCUCAGAAUGGAACGACAUUUACCCAGUUAGGGAACCUGAAAAAGAACGACGGAAUUCUCACACGGGGAGAGAAGACAAACCACUGCUCCCAGUGCGGAAAGAGUUUUAAAUGGUUAUCAAAGCUGAAAGAGCACGAGAGGACCCACACAGGAGAAAAGCCUUUCCAAUGCUCCCAUUGCGAAAAGAAAUUUAACCAGUCAUCGCACCUGAAAGAGCACGAGAGAAUCCACACAGGAGAGAAGUCUUUCCAAUGUUCCCAGUGUGGAAAGGGUUUUACCUGGUUAUGGAACCUGAAAACACACGAGAGGACACACACGGGAGAAAAACCGUACCAAUGCUCCCUGUGUGGAAAGACAUUUACCCAGUUAGGGGGCUUUAAAUAUCACGAGAGAACGCACACAGAAAAAAAGAGCUACCACUGCUCUCAGUGUGAAAAGACAUUUACCCGGUUAGGGAACCUAAAAAAGCAUGAGACAAUACACACACAGGAGGAGACAAUACACACACAGGAGGAGACCAUACACACACAGGAGGAGACCAUACACACACAGGAGGAGACAAUACACACACAGGAGGAGAAGGCUCCCAGUGCGGAGAGACUUUUAGUCAGUUAGGGAACCUGAAAGAGCAUGAAAUAACACAUAAAGGAUAGAAACCAGGGGCGAAGUCGCCACCUGGUAAUUCUGGUAAAUGCCAGAUGGGCUGGACCAUUUUUUAGUUGGGUGGUCAAAAUUGACACACAUGUAUUUUUAAAAAAUAUAUUAAAAUACAAAAAUGAAAAAGGGGACAUGGCCUGCAGCCUAUGGACCUGUUAAUAUAUAUUUUUGUGCAAUUUCUCAGUUACACUAUUGAGCCUUUGGCUGGUCAGUGCAGUAGAACCUUCACUGGGCAACGGCCGGCCCCCCUACCAAGUUGGGCUGGCCAAUUUUCCCAUUCAAAGUCAAACGCGGCAUCAGCAUAGAGACGUGCUCCGACUGUCAUCAGUAAGACAGCCCAUAUAGACUGUCAUCAGUAAGACAGCCAAUAUAGACUGUCAUCAGUAAGACAGCCAAUAUAGACUGUCAGCAGUUAGACAGCCAAUAUAGACUGUCAUCAGUAAGACAGCCAAUAUAGACUGUCAUCAGUAAGACAGCCAAUAUAGACUGUCAUCAGUUAGACAGCCAAUAUAGACUGUCAUCAGUUAGACAGCCAAUAUAGACUGUCAUCAGUUAGACAGCCAAUAUAGACUGUCAUCAGUAAGACAGCCAAUAUAGACUGUCAUCAGUAAGCCAGCCAAUAUAGACUGUCAUCAGUAAGACAGCCAAUAUAGACUGUCAUCAGUUAGACAGCCAAUAUAGACUGUCAUCAGUUAGACAGCCAAUAUAGAUUACAGUAGCAGAAGGCUACAACCUUCUCUGACUGUUGUAACUAAGGAUAUUGCAGUAGCAGAAGGCUACAACCUUCUCUGACUGUUGUAACUAAGGAUAUUACAGUCGCAGAAGGAUACAACCUUCUCUGGCUGUUGUAACUAAGGAUAUUUCAGUAGCAGAAGGCUACAACCUCCUCUGGCUGUUGUAACUAAGGAUAUUACAGUAGCAGAAGGAUACAAUCUUCUCUGUCGUAACUAAGGAUAUUACAGUAGCAGAAGGAUACAAUCUUCUCUGUCGUAACUAAGGAUAUUACAGUAGCAGAAGGAUACAACCUCCUCUGUCUGUAAGGAUAUUGCAGUAUUGUAUUGGGGCAAAAUAAUCUGCGUUUUAACCACACGUUUACAUUUGUGAUGAUGUAAUCUUUAUAGUUAUGCUGCCACAUCUUAGCCUGACAUGCUGAAAAAGAACACUACUAUUUUGACUGCUUGUAAUGAUGCUGAAAACAGAACAUUAAAUGACUAUUUAGACUGCCUGUCUGUGUCUUGCUUGUAU
This is a messenger RNA of Oncorhynchus mykiss (rainbow trout), 2775 nucleotides long. The record is from RefSeq and is a predicted model, not a curated record. NCBI's taxonomy places the organism in Eukaryota, Metazoa, Chordata, Actinopteri, Salmoniformes, Salmonidae.